UCGCGGCAACUACGAGCAUGCCCACGCGUACUGAACGGCCACGGUCCUCUCUGUUGCCCACGGCAUACGAAUGCGAGCCCGCGCUGUCGUUCACCCCGAACCAUCGCCCUCCCAGCGCCCAACGCGUCAAGCUGUCCAUGCAGACCCACCCCAUCCACCGCCCACUCCCUUGCCUGAUCACUGUGGCUCACGAAUGCUCGAACGCAUGCAGGAGAUGUCAACCCAGUGGUGGCGGCACUCCAGGAGGAGGGAGGGAGGGUUGGAUGGCAUUGGAUGGGUGCCGUAGGUGAGUCGCGGUCGCCCUGUAUCGUGCGUCGCCCCAGGACGCAUAGAUUUACCUUCCAGUCUCCCCGCCUCUCGUUUGAUCAACUCACUGCCGUCUGCCGACCUCGAUGGCAUGUGCGAAUGAGCCUACGCGAGGCAUCGUGCGCCCGCGCUCCGCGUAUCCAUUCUCUUCUCGCCCUUCUACAGCGGCCAGGAGCGUGCGCGCGUCCUUCACCACCACGGCACGCGAACCGGCCGCGUUCUCUGUUCGCCACCACUGCCUUCCCAACGCCCGACGCCAUGCGCCGAUUGUGCAGGCCUGCGACAUCCGCCACCCACUCCUCUCCGAUCACCACGGCUCUCGAGCGCGCGGACGCUUACAACAGAUGGUGUAACCGCGGCGGCGGCACUAUAGGAGGAGGGACGGUUAGGUUGGAUGGCAUUGCAUGGGUGAUGCAGACACCUCCGCCCUCGUUCGACCACCCUCGCGCGCUCUGCCGACUCGACGACUCUCGCACGAGCCCACGCGAGGCAUCGUGCGCCCGCGCUUCCCAAAUCGCCCCUCUCUUGUCACCUUACACAACGACUAGCCGCUCGCUCGUGCGUGCAAACCCGCCGCGUUCUUCAUUCGCCACCGCCGCCGUCCCCGCGCCCAACGCGAUGAGUCGGUCGCACAGGCCUGCCCCGUCUGCCGCACACGCCCUCGUCCCUUCACCACGACUCACGAACGCGCAGAUACAUGCGAGAUACGGCGAUGCGUCGUCGGCGACGCAGGAGGAGGCCAAGUGGGUUGGAGGGGCGCCACAGCGUUACAGGGUCCUACUCCUCUCGUUCGACCACCCCGGCGCACUCAGCUGACCUCGAAGAUACGCGAACGAGCCCAUGCGAGGCGUCGUGCGCCCAUCUCUUCUCGCUCUACGCAGCGACCAGCCGCCUGCUCGCGUGUGCUUCACCACUACGGCGUCCGAGCCCGGCGCGUUUUUCGUUCGCCGCCAUCGCUUCCUCGUGCCCAACGCGAUGAGCUGAUCGCGCAAGCCUGCCCUAUCCGCCGCCCAUGCACUCGCCCGAUCAGCACGGCUCACGAGCGCCCAGACGCAUGCAAGAGAUAGCGCGGCGUCUUCAGCAGC
This is a messenger RNA of Laetiporus sulphureus 93-53, 1391 nucleotides long. RefSeq lists its product as uncharacterized. The record is from RefSeq and is a predicted model, not a curated record. The transcript is spliced from 3 exons. Bases 274 to 1122 code for a protein of 282 amino acids. Lineage: Eukaryota; Fungi; Basidiomycota; Agaricomycetes; Polyporales; Laetiporaceae.